AUGGAUGAGCUCGACCAGAAUCAGCUUCAAAUGCUCAAGAAGGCAUUUGAUACGUUUGACCGUGAAAAGAAAGGAGUUAUCGGAACAGAUAUGAUUGGAACGAUUUUAGAAAUGCUUGGCCACGAAUUAGAUGACGAUACCCUUACGGAAAUUAUUCAAGAAUACGACCAAAAUGCUACUGGAGAGUUAGAAUUUAGGUCAUUCUGUUCAUUGGCAUCCAGGUUUUUGACUGAAGAAGUAGACGCUGAGGCCAUGCUUGCUGAACUGAGAGAGGCGUUUCGGCUUUAUGACAGAGAAGGAAAUGGAUACAUAACGACGGAUGUGUUAAAGGAAAUUUUCAAAGAACUGGACAACACGUUAUCAGCUGACGAAUUAGAGGCAAUGAUAACAGAGAUUGAUGCAGAUGGAUCGGGCACAGUUGAUUUUGAUGAAUUCCUAGCAGUGAUGACAGGCGAG
Molecule: messenger RNA, 456 nt
Organism: Brenthis ino (lesser marbled fritillary)
Lineage: Eukaryota; Metazoa; Arthropoda; Insecta; Lepidoptera; Nymphalidae
Source: the annotation of a GenBank genome assembly